CAAAGAGCGACAGAAAUAGGGCGUAGAGCGAGUGCACUAUGGGUGAGGGCCACACGUGCAGAUUGCACAAUAGACUUCUGACGUCACUCGCCGAUUCCAACAUGGCGAUCCGCUGCUGGAAGCACGUGUUACCGGGGCUGCGCGCCUCUCUAUUUGUUCGACUGCACGCUGAAGUCGGCCCCGUCGGGAAGAAGAGGCCUAUGCCUUUACUAUCAUGCUGGACAAGAAACUACCUCUCGGAGGCCUACCAACUCCGGCAAGAAUGGGAAGCUCGUCUUCGAUCUCCUAUCAUCCAAAAGAUUCAAAUGGAGGAUUUCUUCUUCAGCCUGGAUGGAAAGUUCAAGUCAAGUGGGAAGAUUAAUGCAGUUGAUCUGGAUCUGUUUGCAGUGAAGGCAGAGGGAGGGGAGCAGCUAGAAGAGCUUGAAGAUCUGCUGCAUCGAUUUCGCCGAACCCCUCAGACCAUCUACAUGCUUCCUUCAACACAGUAUUCUGUUGUCCGCACCUUCCUUGAACACAAUCAGACAGAGGCACUCAUGCGAAUCUUGUCAGAUCGUAUCAACUAUGGUGUCUUCCCUGAUCAUCAUGCUCUCAACCUUAUCAUGGACCAUUGCCUCCUCAACUCCAAUACAAGAGAUGCUGCAAGGACAGCAUGUCUACUGAUGCUUCAAGAAGACUAUGAAAACAAGAUUUCUUGCUAUUUGGGUCUGAUGUCCUGCCUGAAGUACAUCAAGAGCCCAAACCCAGAACCUUGGGAUCCAGAAUUACAGGCACAUGCAGAAGAGGAAUCUAAAGAGGAUGAAGAUGAGGUGAAGGUGCGAGUCCCAUUCUUGGCAAGACCCUACUUUGAUGAUCAUUUUGAUCUGCGGGAGUGGAAACCGAUGGUGGGGAAGACUCUGGCAUGGGUCAGUGGGAACCUGGAACUUGAUGCCAAUGACCCACUGAUGUCCAGUUGUCAACUCCUUGGCCAUGCACUUUGGGGGAAGUGGGAUAUUGUCAGCAGUCUCUCCUCACUGCAGUCUUACACCUUCACUCAUGAUGCAGUGGAGGAGAUGAAGAAGCUCAGAGGGGAAGAUGAAGGCAUAAGUGUGAAAGGCCAUAUCGAAGAGAAGAGUUUGCAGAAGCUCGUGGAGGAGCGGCUCAGAGCCGCCAUCGCAGAACGAGGCCCGGUGGACAUGAAGACCUGGAGGGAGAACCUGGAGACGUGGGAAGCGAUUCGACGGCGGGAGCUGACACGACAGCUGGCAGAAGUGGAGAUCCGCCAGCGACUGGACAAAGUGGAGAAGGCCAAGAAAGAACUCGUGCGAAAGGAACGAGAGGCGUUCUUUUACGAGAGAGAGGAGCAGCUGGAGGCAGAGCUGGAGAGACGCAUCCCCCGCCGACGUGGCCCUGCUCCGCCGCACAUUGCAAAGAUCAUCGAGAGGAUGAAGAGGAGGAAAUCCCUUCGACAGACGGAUGAUUACACUCCUCCCACUAUUUGAUCUCAUAGUAUACUCU
Messenger RNA from Darwinula stevensoni, 1494 nucleotides. The record is from the annotation of a GenBank genome assembly. NCBI's taxonomy places the organism in Eukaryota, Metazoa, Arthropoda, Ostracoda, Podocopida, Darwinulidae.